Salarias fasciatus (jewelled blenny) is the source of this 1450-nucleotide messenger RNA. It is a transcript of the gene slc25a11, whose product is annotated as solute carrier family 25 member 11. The record is from RefSeq and is a predicted model, not a curated record. Lineage: Eukaryota; Metazoa; Chordata; Actinopteri; Blenniiformes; Blenniidae. Bases 137 to 1051 code for a protein of 304 amino acids. The transcript has 9 exons. Gene Ontology annotation, biological process: transmembrane transport.
CUCCUCCGAGUCGUCCCGGACCCGUCCGCUCCAGAGUCACCUUGCACCGGCCGCUGCCGCCGCUGACCCGGGUUGAGAGCACCGUUCGGCCCGGAGGCACACAGACCGUCAGGGACCGAACCGGACCAGGCCGAGCAUGGCGGAGGCAAAGCCCAAGACGUCCCCGAAGAGCGUCAAGUUCCUGUUCGGGGGGCUGGCGGGGAUGGGAGCCACGGUGUUCGUGCAGCCGCUGGACCUGGUGAAGAACCGGAUGCAGCUGAGCGGUCAGGGAACCAAAGCCCGGGAAUACAAGACCAGCUUCCACGCCCUGAGCUCCAUCCUGAGGAACGAGGGCGUGGGCGGCAUCUACACGGGUCUGUCCGCAGGCCUCCUGAGGCAGGCCACCUACACCACCACCCGCCUGGGGAUCUACACCAUCCUGUUCGAGAAGAUGACCGGAGCGGACGGCCGGCCGCCCAACUUCUUCCUGAAGGCCCUCAUCGGCAUGACGGCCGGAGCCACCGGGGCCUUCGUGGGAACGCCGGCGGAGGUCGCUCUGAUCCGCAUGACGGCGGACGGACGGUUGCCUGCAGACCAGCGUCGGGGCUACAGUAACGUCUUCAACGCUUUGGCUCGAAUCACUAAAGAGGAAGGAGUCACUACGCUGUGGAGGGGCUGUAUUCCCACCAUGGCUCGAGCGGUGGUUGUGAACGCAGCUCAGCUGGCCUCAUACUCCCAGUCCAAACAAGCACUCCUCGACACAGGGUACUUCGGGGACGACAUCCUGUGUCACUUCUGUGCCAGUAUGAUCAGCGGUCUGGUCACCACGGCCGCCUCCAUGCCGGUGGACAUCGUGAAGACCAGGAUCCAGAACAUGAGGAUGAUCGACGGGAAGCCGGAGUACAAGAACGGCCUGGAGGUGCUGGUGCGCGUGGUGGGGAAGGAGGGCUUCUUCUCGCUGUGGAAGGGCUUCACUCCGUACUACGCCCGGCUCGGCCCGCACACCGUGCUCACCUUCAUCUUCCUGGAGCAGAUGAACCGGCUGUACCGGAGCCACGUGCUGGAGCGCUGACACACACACACACACACUCUGAGACACACUCUGACAACCUGACAACAACACACUCUGACUGUACCAGCACCACGUGCUGGAGCGCUGACACACACACACACACACACUCUGAGACACACUCUGACAACCUGACAACAACACACUCUGACUGUACCAGCACCACGUGCUGGAGCGCUGACACACACACUCUGAGACACACUCUAAAACACACACUUUGAGACACACACACACACACACACACACACACACACACACACACACACACAGGUGGUUUUGUAAAGGAGGGACUGUAAAUUAAAGAACUUGUCGUUCAGUUUGUAUCCUCAGUAAUAAAGUUCUCGUAGCGGUUCGCACUGCAUCAUGGGAGUGGCUGGUAACCGCGGCAACCGCAGAAAUAAA